This is a messenger RNA of Danio rerio (zebrafish), 1421 nucleotides long. RefSeq names its product zgc:171740. NCBI's taxonomy places the organism in Eukaryota, Metazoa, Chordata, Actinopteri, Cypriniformes, Danionidae. The record is from RefSeq and is marked predicted.
AUGGAUAUUAUAGGACUCGGCAACGGCUAUUUGAGGAUGGGUUGUGCAGAGCUUCUGUUAUAGCUAUUUGCUCUGUGUGGAAAUCACCGCCACCGUGGAAGAAAACGGCAGCUCAUGGCACCAGGCCUACACGAACUCGGGCUCCAGCCCCCUUCCAGCACCACCUGAACACUUGUGCAAGGCCUGCGGAGGCCAGUUUGACACUGUAAGAACGCAUGUCUGCGUGGACUGCAAGAACAGCUUCUGCGGCCGCUGCUCGGUGCAGGCUGAUCUCCAUCCGCGGAUGUGCUUCACCUGUCAGCGGCUUCACUGCACCUUCUUUGAGCGGGCAGACUUGAUGAGGCUGAAGGUGAAGGACCUGCGGGACUAUCUCCAUCUGCACCAAACCCCCACGCAGAUGUGCAGAGAGAAGGAGGAGCUGGUGGAGCUGGUGCUGGAUCAACAGGCUCCAAGAGGCAGCAGCGGUGGUGGCGCACAGUCCCGCUCACAGCCGUCACAGCCUCCUCUAGCUGAAUCUGAAGCCCUCACAGAGGAAGAGGAUGAAGACGAGGAGGAGGAAGAUGAAGAGGAAGAAGAGGAAGAGGAAGAAGAAGAAGAAGAGGUAGAAGGAGGGGAUGGAGCUGUAGAUGGAGAAGGAGAAGAAGAGGGUGAGGAAGAGGAUGAAGAUGAUGAGGAAGAGUCGACAGACAGUGAGGAGACGCUGGUGCACAGCAGAAGAGCCUCUCUGUCAGAUCUGAGCAGCGUGGAGGACAUCGAAGGCCUCAGUGUGCGGCAGCUAAAGGAGAUCCUGGCACGCAACUUUGUGAACUAUCAAGGCUGCUGUGAGAAAUGGGAACUAAUGGAGAAGGUCACCCACCUCUUUAAUGAUCAGAAAGACCUUCACAACUUGGUUUCAAAUACAAAUACAGAAGCAGCUGAUCCUGCGGAGCCCAGCGGACAGGAGGAGAACCUGUGUAAGAUCUGCAUGGACUCUCCAAUUGACUGCGUGUUGCUGGAGUGUGGACACAUGGUCACAUGCAGCAAGUGUGGAAAACGAAUGAACGAGUGUCCCAUCUGCCGCCAGUAUGUGGUUCGAGCCGUGCACGUCUUCAGAUCGUGAAAUUUGGGUGCAAAGACACAGAUCGGCCCCCUGCAGGUUGUUUUCUGAUAAUGUUCCAUUUUGCCUCUUUGUUUAUCAGUUUACAUUAUUAAAUGCACUUUUUGUUUUUUUAUUGUUGCAAUGGUGCGGCUUAGAAGUUAUUUGCACUUUUAUUUAGGCUUUGUUUUUUUUAUUUCCAUAAUACAACAUUUUUAUUUCACGGUUUCUAUUUCAUUUCAUGGUUUGGUCAUAUAUAUAUAUGAGCAAACAAUGUUUAAAGUUGUAUUGAAGACACAUGUUCAUUGGAAGUUUACACAAAAAUGAAACCUUCCUGAUUAUUUAC